Pelodiscus sinensis (Chinese soft-shelled turtle) is the source of this 3350-nucleotide messenger RNA. NCBI's taxonomy places the organism in Eukaryota, Metazoa, Chordata, Testudines, Trionychidae. The record is from RefSeq and is a predicted model, not a curated record.
GGAAAGGACAUUUUUCUUAAUGUCCAAUCUAAACCUCCCUUACUGCAGUUUAAGGCCAUGGCUUCUUAUGCUAUCAUCAGAGGCCAAGAACAAGUCUCCCCGCCCCCCGCGACACCCCUCUGCACCUGACAGGACCAAGAGCCAUGUCUACCUUUUGUUCCAGAUCAUCCCAUCUUGCAGUAUACAGGGCAGGGAAAUGGCUAUGAUGGAGCUGGCUCAGGUGCCAGUGACCUUUGAGGAGGUGGCUGUGUAUUUUACCACAGGGCAGGGGGCGCUGCUGAGCCCUGCGCAGAGAGCCCUCUACAAGGACGUCAUGCAGGAGAACUAUGAGACAGUGGCCUCACUGGGAUUCCCCAUUUCCAAACCUGACCUGCUCACCCAGCUGGAACAAGGGGAAAAGCUGUGGGUCCCAGAUCUUCAGCCCUCCAAAGAAAUGAGGAUCUUGAGAGAUAUUCACACAGUCUCCGACGCUCAUAUGAUCUCCUGGGAGGAAAUGCAGAUCCCAGAUCUCCAGGGCUGUGAGAAAGGAGAGAUCAUCAGUGACACCCACACAGCAGGUGAUGAGGCCCCGAGUGAGAACCAUGAAAAGAGUCUUCAGCAAGAAAGACGGGAGCAAAUGGCUCCAUGCAGGAUGUUAUUGGGAAAAUCUGAAGGGUAUGUUUCUCAGAGUCCUGAGCAGGGAUUGACCUGUGAGAGCCAGCGUAGCCAACAAAAGCAGCAGGGAAACCAUCCAGGAGAGGGACAGGGUAAAUCCAGCCACAGAAGCAGAGGGGUGAAAACAAACACAGAAACUAUUAAUCAGAAAAUCCUCCAUCAACAGUCACCCUGUGCUUCCAGUAACUGUGCAACUCUUAGUAAACGUGGAAGAGCCCACACAGGAGACACACCCUUCAGCUGCUCUGAGUGUGGAAAAUGCUUCAGUCAUAGGGCAUAUCUUGUUAGACAUAGGAGAACCCACACAGGAGAGAAACCCUUCAGCUGCUCUGACUGUGGGAAAAGCUUCAGUGAGAGUUCAAGCCUUGUUGCACAUAGGAGAACCCACACAGGGGAGAAACCCUUCAGCUGCUCUGACUGUGGGAAAAGCUUCAGUGAGAGUUCACGCCUUGUUGUACAUAGGAGAAGCCACACAGGGGAGAAACCUUUCAGUUGCUCUGACUGUGGAAAAUGCUUCAGUCGCAGCUCAAACCUUGCUAUACAUAGGAGAGCGCACACAGGGGAGAAACCUUUCAGUUGCUCUGAGUGUGGGAAAAGUUUCAGAAGGAGCUCAGAUGUUCUUAGUCAUAGGAGAACCCAUACAGGAGAGAAACCCUUCAGCUGCUCUGACUGUGGGAAAAGCUUCAGUGAGAGUUCACGCCUUGUUGUACAUAGGAGAACCCACACAGGGGAGAAACCUUUCAGUUGCUCUGAGUGUGGGAAAAGUUUCAGAAGGAGCUCAGAUGUUCUUAGUCAUAGGAGAACCCACACAGGGGAGAAACCUUUCAGUUGCUCUGAGUGUGGGAAAAGUUUCAGAAGGAGCUCAGAUGUUCUUAGUCAUAGGAGAACCCACACAGGAGAGAAACCCUUCAGUUGCGCUGACUGUGGAAAAUGCUUCAGUCAGAGGUCACACCUUGUUAGCCAUAGGAGAGCCCACACAGGAGAGAAAUCCUUCAGCUGUUCUGACUGUGGGAAAAGCUUCAGUGAGAGUUCAAGCCUUGUUGCACAUAGGAGAACCCACACAGGGGAGAAACCUUUCAGUUGCUCUGACUGUGGAAAAUGCUUCAUUCAGAGGUCAGCCAUUAUUAAACAUAUGAGAGCCCACACAGGAGAGAAACCUUUCAGUUGCUCUGUGUGUGGAAAAUGCUUCAGUUGCAGCUCAAACCUUGUUAGACAUUGGAGAGCCCACACAGGAGAGAAAUCCUUCAGCUGUUCUGACUGUGGGAAAAGCUUCAGUAGGAGCUCACAUCUUCUUAUCCACAGGAGAACCCACACAGGGGAGAAACCCUUUAACUGCUCGGACUGUGGGAAAAGCUUCAGUGAAAGUUCAAGUCUUCUUACACAUAGGAGAACCCACACAGGAGAGAAACCCUUCAGCUGCUCUGACUGUUGUAAAAGCUUCAGAAGGAGCUCAGAUCUUCUUAGUCAUAGGAGAACCCACACAGGAGAGAAACCCUUCAGUUGCUCUGACUGUGGAAAAUGCUUCAGUCAGAGGUCACACCUUGUUAGCCAUAGGAGAGCCCACACAGGAGAGAAACCCUUUAACUCCUCUGACUGUGGGAAAAGCUUCAGUGAGAGUUGAAGCCUUGUUGCACAUAGGAGAACCCCUAUAAUAAAGGUGGGCAAAAGCCUCUUAAUGGGUAGAAUCCAGCUUGCGUAGGGCUUUGAUUUUGACUGUGAGGGAGUGCUAUACCCUGUCCCUUCACUGGCAUGUGCUGUAAGGGAAGGAACUCAGCCCCACUACUCUUCUCAUCCUGCAGCCACUGGAGAGGAGGCAGCCCUGAGGCUGUACCACAUGGACUGGCUAGAGACACUGCUGUCACUGCACCUCUGGCUUCCCAGGCUGGCUCAUGGCCACAUCCAUAGAAUCUUGUGCCACUAGGGCCACGUGGCCAUGCCAGGGAUGCCUCUGGGGCCAGUUGUGGGCUGUGUGCCUAUGGCAGUGGUGUCUCCAGCCCCGGUCCAUAUGGCUGCAGCAGCAGUGCAUCUGAGGCUGACGCACAGCUGCAUGGCUGCAGCAGUGGUGCCUCUGGGGCCAGUCCUGGACUGCUUGGCUGUUGCAGCAGCAGAACCUGCCUCCAGACUGUCUGGGACAGUGUGGCUGCAGAUGUUGUUGCAAAGGGGCACGAAGCCAGGUAAUCACCCUCUGCUCGAGACCCUCCAUCCCCUCACUUCCCUCCUCCCCAGAACCUCCAGCUUGCUCUGACACACUCCCUUGUUCUUGCACCCUCUCUGCUUGGCACACACUGCCCGUUCCCUUGUUCCUGCUCCCUCCACCUGGCCAGAUACCGUACUCCCAGCCUGCUUCUUCACCACAGCUCCCUUCCAGAUUCUGCAUCCCAUUCCUAUCCUGUUGGCAGCCCUGCCUCACACUGUAACCUUCAUUUUUGUCCCUACCCCAGAGCCUAAGGAGGUCCAUAAGGUUCACUAACUCUAGAAUUACAGAAAAGGAAAUCUGAUCCAUCAGAAGUUUUUAACCUCAGUUUUCCCCCCUUUGCUUCCCCUCACCCGAUGAGGCUGGGGCAGCAGAGAAUGGAGGGAGGUUGGAGGAGUUUCUAUACUUCUCACUUGUGUGGUCCCCAAUGAAUUUUUUUGUGGGUCAGUGACCCCUGAUCCAAAAAUGGUUCUCCACUGCUGCCUUAAAUAAAGAAAAUAAU